GUUUCAUUUCCUAGUUUAAGGGGCAGCAGAGAGAACCAAAUGAAGAGGACGAGAAGUUGGAUUAGACUCAUUAGUGAUGAAGAAAAAGAAGAUAAGGACAGAAGAAAUAGCCUAAGGAAAAGAAAGAGAAUCACAUAUAUUGCAGAGGACGAUGAUGAGGAGGAAGACACGGAGGAAGAAGACGAGGAGGAAGAUCAGCAAGACAACGAGCAGCUAAGCCCAGCUACUCUGAAAACCCAUAAUCAGAGGGAACAAGAAAAUAAUUCCAAGAUGAAGACUAAAAAAACAAGAGUCCCUCACCAGAAUCUGUUGAAAGGACUUCCUGUAACCUGUGGAGACAAAAAGGGCUUCCUGGAUGCAGUAAAGCUGGACGGGGGUGAGGAAUGUAUUUGGUGUGAGGGCUCCUGGUUCGCUCCCCCUGCCUUCGAGGACUUUGGGGGGAAAGGCUCCAGUAGAAAAUGGAAAGCGACUAUUUUCCAUGAAGACCAACCUCUGCAGAUUUUGUUUGAAAAAGGGAUAUUAACCACUAAGGGAUUUAAAAGGACACGAACUGAAACUACAAAGCCAAAGAAAAUUCUGUCAUCAAAUCUAAAAUCAGAGAGCCCCUCUGAAGCAUCAGAAAUACAAUCCGCAUAUGAAACUGAGGAAGAUGAUGUUAAAGAUAAUCGGCUUCCAGGCAGUGACAAUCUGGCACUGGAGACAGAGGAGGCAGAGGAAGAAAGGGUAGGGACUGAAAAUGGAGAAGAGGGUGUAGACUCGGGAGAUGACAAGAGUAAAGAAGAGGAAGAUAAGUUGGAAAAAGGAGAAAUGGAAGAUGAGAAUUUGCCUGCUGUUAUCGAUAACAAAGAUGACAACAGGGUUUUUGAAGAAAACGAGACAAAUCUGAUCAUUUCAACAUCUGUGAAAAAUGCAUUGCAGACAGUAAAAAUUGUCAUCGAGAGGCUCCAACAGGCCAAGAGUGAUCAUCAGUCCAAAUGCACGGAGAAUGCAGAAGAAGACAGUUGGGCAGCCACACACUCUGGUCCCUCGCAGAUGUCUAAUGUCCCAUCCAUUGUUCCAGAUGUUAAGGAAGAAAACGGAGAGGGGAUCACACAAUGUGAUGAAAGAAAACAUGGACAGACAGAAAUCAAAACUGACACAGGAAAUCCGCCAAGACCUCUAUCUGUGCCAGCUACCUCAGACAUCAAACCUAACAUUGUUAAUAAAACUGAAGACACCGGAUCAAUCACCGACCACACUGCCAACCUCAAUACCUCCUCUGUGCCGUUAGGCGACAUAAAAGCUGACUGGGAGGAGAAAGAAGAUGGAGCGUUGGAAACAGGGCAUUCUAGAAACAAGGAGAAAAAAUGGAAGAGAAAAGAGCAUCUUGAUAUGUCAAGCUCUGAAGCCAGCAUUCAACCCUUUGCAACUGGAAAUAUCAGAGAUGUCACCUCAAACACAGUAACCACACAGCAGAAUAUUAAGGAUGAAAGCAUAGAGGCAAUGAGCCCUUCCAAUAAACUUCAGAGUGUGCUGGUUCAGUGUAAACAUGAUAACCUGGGGCACACAGACACCUCAACCUACAGCCAUGAUGCAGCACAAUUACAAAUUAAAGAAAUGAAGCAAGAGACAAGGCAUCCACAAACAACCCAAGCCUCAGACAGCACUUAUUCCUCAGACAUGGAGGAGGGUCUGUCCUCUAGACCUUCCACUAGCAUUAAUCAUGUUACAAUGGACCUUGAUCAAUUAAAGAGAGAGAAAAUAAAAUUGCAACUGAAAGUUUUAAAAUUACAAGAGGAAUAUUACGCUCUGAAAAUAAAGGAGUUAAAAAAGUGACCUUUUUUCAGUGGAGACUAGUUGUAAAGUUGAAAUUAGUGUAUGGAAAAACUGGUAAAAACCUGCAUGGUGAGCAUAAAUUCAAAAUUUUAAGUUGUUUAAAGGUCUGGGAAAAACCUUUAAAGGAAAACUUGAGCUCUCCCAGAACAUGUUAGUCAGAGUUGUGUUGGGCACAAAUUGACAAACAGCAUUUACAACAACUUGGGCGGUUACCUUUGAAGGAUAGAGCCAUACAAUUACAACUGAACUGAUUAAUGAUACCUGUAACAGCAGAGCCCCUUAGUAUCCCGAAGACCACUGUCGUAAAGUUGGGAAAACUCACGCCCAUGAAACUACAGCCAGUGUUGCUGACUUGUGCUUGCAGAGGUUCAGUACCAACAUGGGUAGUUGGUCCUUUAGAAAUUAGAACAUGUCACCUCUGCACAAUAAAAACAUAAGUAACCAACACAGUUUUAGAAACAAAGUUAGAUUGUGGGUUAUGGGAAAUUUGAAGUGUAAGCUCAUCAUUUCGGCUACUUUGUAUGUAAUUCUUAUAUAUGAGUAAUAUUUUGGUUGAUUUUUACUGUUGAUUUUAUUGCUGAUUAUAUACCUUGUAUUUCUUAGAAGAGUCUGAUUGUAGUAUGCUGUCGCUGAGGUACCUGGACUCCUGCAUCAGUGCUGUUUUGUUUACAUUAAGGCCCAGGAUGGAAAUGACUUUUGGACUUUUUUGUAUUAUUCUUCACCUGGGUUCCUCCCUCUCUUUGUGUCAGAUAAACAAAACUAAACUACAAACGUUGAUAAGAUUAUGGUCAACUACAAUUACAGCCCAACAGUUGUAUGCCUCAGCCAACCCAGUUGCUAGAAAUAUGGUCACAAUCUCCCUUUCUGUUCCUGAGUUAUGGCGUUGAACAAAAGGCCAGAAAAGUGUUUUUGCAUAACAUUAUCAUCUCACAGUGAAGUUGACCUUUGACCUUUUGGAUAUAAAAUGACAUCAGUUCAUCAUUUUAUCCUAUUGGACAUUUGUCUGAAAAUUUGUCAUAAUUCAUAAAGCGUAUAAAUUCUUUGACAAAAAGAGGCUUUGUGAAGUCAUAGGGACCUUGACCUUUGACCACUAAAAUCUAAUCAGUUCCUCUUUGAGUCCAAGUGAACGUCUGUGCCAAAUUUGAAGAAAUUCCCUCAAGCCGUUCCUGAAGUAUUUCCAUCUGUGUCUGCUUUCCCUCAGUGUAAAGCAGAGGCAUUAACUUGCUGUUAACUCAAAAGCAAAAGGUGUGUUAACCCCAACACACCCUUCUCUGAAAUGUGUACACGUCUUUGUCUGAACACAAUCUCCGAUUUAUGCCACACACCUUGCGUCAGUGUGUUAAUAUAACUAUUAGGCCUACAACCAAUUGUAGCUGAGUAAAGAAAACAAAUAAGUGGAACAGGACCAUAUGAUAAAUUACAGCAUUUAAACUUCAUAUUCAGCAUGUUUUGAGGAAUGUUAAUGCUUGUCUUACCACAGCUGCAUAACUCACUGUAAAUAUUAAUAAUUAUUGUUUAUCCCUUUUAUUUUCAUAUAGUGCAAGUUAUGAAAAAUGAAUUACUCAUGGCCUUUGCCCAUAUUGUGGUUGCUCAGGGAGAAAAAAAAUAUAGUAGUAGUAAUAGUUAAUUAUAAGUAGUUAAUAAAUAUUUGUCUGUAAAAUUUGAGCAGAUUUGUUUCACAUUCUGCAGAACACUAAAAAUAAGUGGAGGAAGUUGAACAUUUGAAAAAGACAAAUGGGUAGGCAUUGAAUUCGAGAAAAGAAGUAUAUUGUAUUAACUGAAUCAUGCAUUUAUGAGAAGACCAGGCUCAUGCUCCUGUAACAAUGAUCAGAGGUACAGUGUUACGCGACACAUAUGACAAGGACAGGUAUCAACAGUCACUGAUGUAACGAAACAGUCUGGAAAUGCAGCAAUAAUGAAAUAUUUUGGGGUAUCUUUGUAAUUUACUGGCUCUUUUACUUGGUUGAUUUUAUAUGUUAGUAUAACACAUCUUAGUAAAAAUGUUUUCAGUUUUUGGAAAGGAAAUUUAUCUUUGGAAAAUCUGAUAUUGUAACCUGAGAACAUUUUCAACUGACAAAUAUUUGAAAU
This is a messenger RNA of Xiphias gladius (swordfish), 3903 nucleotides long. RefSeq lists its product as uncharacterized. The transcript has 15 exons. Lineage: Eukaryota; Metazoa; Chordata; Actinopteri; Istiophoriformes; Xiphiidae. Bases 40 to 1815 code for a protein of 591 amino acids. Gene Ontology annotation, molecular function: DNA-binding transcription activator activity, RNA polymerase II-specific; RNA polymerase II cis-regulatory region sequence-specific DNA binding. The record is from RefSeq and is a predicted model, not a curated record. Gene Ontology annotation, biological process: positive regulation of transcription by RNA polymerase II.